Molecule: messenger RNA, 1883 nt
Organism: Camelina sativa (false flax)
Lineage: Eukaryota; Viridiplantae; Streptophyta; Magnoliopsida; Brassicales; Brassicaceae
Product: zinc finger CCCH domain-containing protein 48
Molecular function (GO): metal ion binding; protein binding
Source: RefSeq, a predicted model, not a curated record
UCUUCUAUCAUCUUCUCCAAAGAAGGUCCGAAGAUUAAAAAAAAUCCGAAGCUGCUUCGCUUCUUUCAAUCUCUUUUCCAAUUUUUGAUUCAUCAAAAGAAACAUCCUUUGUGAGAGAUUCACAGAGGAUAAUCCAAUUCCGAGUGUUCUAACUUCUGAGUCUAAUUUAGAGAAUCCAAUCCAAUUCGAUGGAUUUAGAUAUGAACGGAGGAAACAAGAGAGUCUUUCAUAGACUAGGCGGCGGUGGUGGCAACUCGAAUCGUCCCAAGACGGACUCGAAUCAGAAGGUUUGUUUCCACUGGCGAGCUGGACGGUGCAAUCGCUACCCUUGCCCGUACCUGCAUAGAGAAUUGCCGGGUCCUGGUCCUGUCGCAACUUCGUCUUCGUCUACGAACAAAAGGGUCGCUGAUGAAUCUGGUUUUGCGGGUCCGAGUCAUCGGAGAGGGCCUGGGUUCAGCGGGAGUGCUAAUAAGACCUGGGAGAGAUUUGGUGGGAACAGAAGAACUGUGACUAAGACGGAGAAGCUUUGCAAGUUUUGGGUUGAUGGGAAUUGUCCUUACGGUGAUAAAUGUAGAUACUUGCAUUGUUGGAGCAAAGGGGAUGGUUUCUCAUUGUUGACUCAGCUAGAUGGGCAUCAGAAGGUUGUCACUGGGAUUGCUUUGCCGUCUGGAUCCGAUAAGCUUUACACUGCGAGUAAAGAUGAAACUGUGCGGAUAUGGGAUUGUGCUUCAGGACAGUGUACAGGUUUACUCAAUCUUGGUGGGGAAGUUGGCUGCAUGAUUAGUGAAGGCCCCUGGCUAUUGCUUGGCAUGCCAAAUCUUGUUAAGGCGUGGAAUAUCCAAAGCAAUGCAGACCUGAGUCUCACUGGACCUGUUGGCCAAGUAUAUUCACUGGUUGUUGGUACUGAUCUGUUGUUCGCUGGCACACAAGAUGGCUCUAUUUUAGUUUGGAAAUACAAUAGUACCACUAGCUGUUUUGAUCCAGCUGCAUCACUAAAGGGCCACACCCUUGCAGUUGUUUCUUUAUAUGUUGGAGCAAACAGACUCUAUUCUGGUGCCAUGGACAAUGUUAUAAAAGUUUGGAGCCUAGAUAAUCUGCAGUGUAUACAAACGCUUACAGAGCAUACUUCAGUUGUCAUGUCUCUCAUUUGCUGGGAUCAAUUUCUUCUGUCAUGUUCAUUGGACAACACUGUCAAGAUAUGGGCUGCUACUGAAGGUGGAAACUUAGAAGUGACAUAUACUCACAAAGAAGAAUAUGGCGUGUUAGCUCUCUGUGGCGUCCAUGAUGCAGAAGCCAAGCCAGUACUGUUAUGUUCGUGCAAUGACAAUUCAUUGCACCUGUAUGACUUGCCAUCGUUUACGGAAAGGGGCAAAAUUUUGGCAAAGCAAGAGAUUCGGUCGAUCCAGAUAGGCCCCGGGGGCAUAUUUUUCACUGGCGAUGGAAGUGGUCAAGUUAAAGUAUGGAAGUGGUCAACGGAACCAACUGUCAUUUUGUCUUGAGGCUCCAAACAGAGCCCUAGUUCCUCAUCAUUGUCAAAAUCUCUUCUUCGCCGAGUGGCAAGAGUUCUUCCUGUUUGUUUUGUUCUACUGAGAGCUCGUCAAUAGCAUCAAGGCAUCUGGCUCUCAGGCUCUAUUAACUAUCUGCAGGGAAGACAGAUUAUGAAUGACUGAUUGUAUCAACUAUUAUAUUGGUUUGAUGUCCAAGCAGAGACAUGGUCCGUCUAGUCAGUUCCACCAACGCGUAUGGAACUGACACGUUGGUUACAGUUCUUAGGCAUAAGAAGUUUUGUCCCUCAUUGGUCAACACUCUUUGUCUUGUAAUUUAUUGCAUAUAUAUUUGUGAUCGUGUUUGAGAGUAAUAAAAGAGAUUUAUCAUGAAGAGAA